Molecule: messenger RNA, 1071 nt
Organism: Diplodia corticola
Lineage: Eukaryota; Fungi; Ascomycota; Dothideomycetes; Botryosphaeriales; Botryosphaeriaceae
Exons: 1
Coding region: 1-1071 (356 amino acids)
Source: RefSeq, a predicted model, not a curated record
AUGCCGACCUCCUUCCUCUCCCUCCCGGGCGAGAUCCGCAACCGGAUCUACACCUUCGCGCUGACCACCGACCUGCCCAUCACCGACGCCAACUCCCUCGCCACGGCGCCGCCCAAGCCGUCCCCGGCCUCGUCGCCCCGGGAGGAGAAGUCGGACCCGAUGCUCGCGGCGCGCACCCCGCUGCCGCAGACGCCCCACCACAGCAUCCCCGCGCUGGGGACGGCGCUGCUGCGCACCUGCGCGCUGAUCCACGCCGAGGCGCCCGUGAGCCUGCUGUACGCGCGCAACACGUUCCGCUUCACGUCGGUGACGCACUGCCAGACUUUCUUGCUGUCGCUGCCGCCGUGGCUGCGCGCGCGCGUGCACGACGUCGAGGUCGACGUGCGCGACAUCUCGCCGUCGCCGCUGCCCGCGCCCGAGGACCCGCGCGCCCACAUCAACCGCGAGUGGCCGCAGUACAUGUCGUGGCGGCCGACGUCGACGACGCAGCUCGGCUCGCUGCGCGUCGACGCCCCCGGCCUCAAGGUGCUGCGCCUCGACUUCAGCGCCUGGCCGCGCGCCCGCCUCAGCCGCCGCCACCUGUGGGACAUACUGCGCCGCCUGCUGCACAACGUCGAGGGGCUGGAGCGCGUCGUGCUCAAGGGGUGCUACGCCGCGGGCACGGCCAUGGAGCGCCGCGAGCCGUGGGACCCGGCCUACUACGUGGGCACGGACGAGAUGACUACUGAAGGCGUUGUGGAGCGCAUGUGGGGCACCGUGAGGGGUUCGGCGGUCAAGGAUGGCAUGAGCGUGGACGAGGGAGACGACGGCAAGGUCGUGCGCUGGGAGCGCGACGGCGAGGGCAACAUUGCACUGGAAGUCGUGUCGUUGACCCAUCUAUCUAAGAAGGUGCGGGGGCCCGGGGCCAUGCACCAUCACGCAGACAGGAAGCUGGAGCUCGCCGUCCGCGAGAAGCCCUCGGACCCCUGGCCCAGCAGCGGCGCCUGCACCUACGAGCAGUACUCCCGCCGGAAGGACCCGCUGUGGUUCGCCUCGUCGUCUCGCAGCCUCAAUCCCAACUUCUACGUAUAA